GGUCAGUCCAGUUUAUAUUUUUUUUGAUCAGUGAAUAGCCAGCCAUGUACGAAAACGCUUUACUUUCUUGGAGAGAUGACGACACCUUUAUCAACAACCUCAAUGCGACAUCGCCCUUGCCGCUACAAGAGCCCUCUUCGAUUCCCUCUUCUUCUUCUUCUUCUUCUUCAAAACCGCCACCACCACCACCAUCAGGCACAACAUCUCAAACCAACAGUGACAGCUUGAUGUUGCAUCGACCGUCCAAAAGGCACGCGAAUGCCGUAGAGGACCAUGCUCCUUCCGGUUCCGUCGUAACAAGGCCAAAAAAAGCCCGCAAGCUGACCACGACCGAAAAAUUAACAUCGACAAGCAAAACCACCAACCAAGAAAACGAAGAGGAACAAAAAAGACGAAAAGAUGCCCUGGCAAGAAACCGCAUAGCAGCUUCCAAAUGUCGGCAACGAAACAAAGAAUGGCAGGCUGAACUUGUCAAGCGUGUAGAGACCGCUCAGCAACGCAACAACGAAUUGCGCCAGUUAGUGAAUGUACUACGUAAUGAACUCUAUUCUCUCCGGUACCAACUACUGGCACAUCACGGGUAGGAUACAUAGACUUCGUACCGAUUUACAGGAGCACUCAUUCUUUUCUAUCAUUGGAUUUAUUGCGGUAGAUGUCAAUGCCGACCGAUCAAACUAUACAUGCUUGAGAAUAUUGAGACCAUAACCGGGAGUCCUUUGCAAAGCGUAAACUUUAGGCAUUGAAUACGGAU
This is a messenger RNA of Radiomyces spectabilis, 751 nucleotides long. RefSeq lists its product as uncharacterized. Gene Ontology annotation, biological process: regulation of transcription by RNA polymerase II. The transcript is spliced from 2 exons. NCBI's taxonomy places the organism in Eukaryota, Fungi, Mucoromycota, Mucoromycetes, Mucorales, Radiomycetaceae. The record is from RefSeq and is a predicted model, not a curated record. The coding region runs from base 45 to 584 and encodes 179 amino acids. Gene Ontology annotation, molecular function: DNA-binding transcription factor activity, RNA polymerase II-specific; RNA polymerase II cis-regulatory region sequence-specific DNA binding.